AUGGCUCUGUUUCCUCCAUCUCCCUCCCUCAUCUUCUCUCAACACGACUCCAACAAGGAAGACGACUUCGGCAAGAUCCAUCUCUUCUCUCGACUUCCGUCUCCAAGAAGCACCUCUUUCGUCGACUCUGCCAGCAGCCAAUUCCGCUCGACCAAGGCAAAAAGUUGGGCGGUGGAGGCAGGGAGGGGGGAGAUAUCGAUGAUGGUGGGAGCCAGGGAUCUGGAGAUCAUAUGGGGCGACACUCGCGCGUACUGGUGGUGGGAGAUGGUCGCGAAUGCAAGGUUCGCCGGAGGGGAAGUGGCGGCGCUUGAAAUCGUGUGGUGGUUGGAAAUACGGGCCAAGAUCAAGACCCGGAGGCUAUCGCUGGGAACCACGUACGCAGCCUACCUGGUGUUCAAAUUGAUGGGUGGACACAUCGGGUUCGCGGGGCAACCCGUGAAAGUAAGGGUCAGGUUUGUGGGUGACGAAGCCUCGGGCAAGGAAUCGGUCGCGAAUGUGGAUCCGGCGGCAGGGGCUACAACAAGCAGAUCGAGGGGAAAUCCCCCCGGCGGCGGUGGAAGCAGGGUAUAG
Linum trigynum is the source of this 570-nucleotide messenger RNA. The record is from the annotation of a GenBank genome assembly. NCBI's taxonomy places the organism in Eukaryota, Viridiplantae, Streptophyta, Magnoliopsida, Malpighiales, Linaceae.